This is a messenger RNA of Arachis ipaensis, 2095 nucleotides long. Its product is annotated as transcription factor MYB35-like. Lineage: Eukaryota; Viridiplantae; Streptophyta; Magnoliopsida; Fabales; Fabaceae. The record is from RefSeq and is a predicted model, not a curated record.
UAUACUAUCUUUCAUUGCAAAGAGUGUCUUGAAGAACAAAGUUAUUACUUGAAGCCACAUAAUAAUUAGCACACUUGUUGUUUACUUGUUUAUGUGCUUAUCUUACACUUCCUAUUUUCUUUUCUUUUCUUUUUUUCCUUUCAUAUGCAAGUCUUAGGCGUUGCUUUGAAUCCCAUAUGACUUUGGAUUAAUAGGGAAAUAAAAAAAAUGGUGAGGUCUCAGUGCUAUGACAAAAUUAGUGUCAAAAGGGGUGUUUGGAGUCCAGAAGAAGAUGCAAAGAUAGUUGCAUUUGUGUCAAAGCAUGGACCUAGUAACUGGACUUCUGUCCCAAAAAAAGCGGGGCUCAAGAGGUGUGGAAAGAGUUGCAGGUUCCGGUGGACUAAUUAUCUCAGACCUGAUCUUAAGCAAGACACGUUUACAUCCCAGGAAGAAGAUCUAAUCAUUAAGCUUCACGCAGCCAUAGGAAGCAGGUGGUUCAUAAUAGCCCAGCAACUCCCUGGGAGAACAGACAAUGAUGUGAAGAACUACUGGAACACAAAGUUGAAAAAGAAGCUCUCUCAAAUGGGAAUAGACCCUGUUACUCAUAAGCCCUUCUCAAAGCUAAUUGCUGAUUAUGGAAACAUUGAGGGUUCUCAUAGCCAAAAACCAACUAACCAAACUAGCUUUAUCAACAACAAAGACUUAAAAAGAAGUUCAAUUCUCUUAAAUGCAGAGCCAUACCAAACCCUGAAGCCACAGGGGGUUAUUUCUAGAAUCACCAAUAAUAAUAAUAGCCAACAACAAACCCUGCAAAUGGAACCAAUUACUGAUAAGACUAAUCUUUCAUUUAACUCCUUAACGGAUCUUACAAUGAUGCCAACGGUGAUAGGUUCAACAGAUUGUUGCAUAGAGACUGAGAAUGAGACCAUUACUUGUUCGUCUUCUUCAAGUUGUUCCACUCCAGACCAAGACGCCUCGCCGGUGGCAUCACAUUUCCGUUGGAAUGACUUCCUUCUAGAAGACGCCUUUGUGCCAACUGCCGAUAACAAUGAUCAAGAAAUGGUGAAGGCUGGUUUCUUGUCAAAGGAGUUACUUGUAUGCCGAAUUGAGAAUGUGUCCCGACAAAGUUGGAACAACAAAGAAGCAAUAAGCAAUGACUUUCAGCUCUCGUCAUCAUCGUCGUCAUCAUCUUCCUAUGAAACUUCGUUUGUAGAAGCCAUGCUUGAUCAAGAAAAUGAGAUGUUUCUGAACUUUCCUCACCUAAUGGAGGAACCAUCCCACUACUAAGCUUAUAUUUAAUUUCUUCGUAACAAAAAUUUGCGGAUAACGGUCUUUUAUUUGCCAAAGCAUCAGCUGACCAAUUGCAUAUUAUUAACUUGAUAUGUGUGAAAUUCAGAAUUUUCUUCUCUAACAAUGUUCACCAUACUAGGAAAUAGGAAAUUUAUAAUAAAUAUGGGAAGAUACUUCGAACCCCUCUCCUUCAUGAUAGGGUGACUAAAGGGGAUCUCCAAUUCAUCUUUCAUAUGAUAAGGAACAAGCUGUAAUGGUCCUCUCGCUUGCAAGUAGUAGGAUUGCUCUACCCUAGUCUUCUUUCUCAACCAUUGUUGGUUAAUAACUGAUUCUCAGCUAGUUAAUUGUUAGCUGCUCUUAAGAUAUCUUUUAUGGUGCUUAAAUUUCACGCCUAGAAUUUAGGCAAAUUAGACACAAUUUCUAUAGGUGUCAAAGAGUUCCCCUACUUUCAAUUUGUUAGCUAGAGUAAAUUAAUUACCAUGGUUAGUUGGAGUUUGUAAACUAUACUUAGAUGUAAGAUUAAGAUUUAGCUUGUAUAUAAACAACACUCUACAACAUGUCUGGCCUCAAUCAAAGCUAAUUUCUCAUUCUCUAACUUCACUUGCUGCUUCUUUGCUCGAGCUCCGAAUUCUGUACCAGUUAAGAAGAAUUUGUCAUGGUGCGGUGAGCAUAGAGAAGAGAAAGAGCGAUUAUUAAGACCUUGUGUAGUCAUUCAUCAAUCGCAAGGUUGAGUCGUGAGUUUGACGAGUUUAAAGAAGUAUCCAUUAAUGAAGAUACCUUCAAAUGUAAAUAUGAAAAAUCUAGCUUCUCUAACGAAUUCACAAAA